AUCAAAUUCUUUUAAGAAAACAAAAACUAAAAGAGAAGACAAACAAGUUUUCUUGUUGUUUGAAGAAAGAUCAUCUCAUGUUCUGUUUGCAUCUUUUACACAAUCUUUGAAUGGCAUCGAAUAAUCAACAACGACAACAACAAGAUCGACCAUUACCAAAAUUUGGAGAAUGGGACGUGAACGAUCCAGCAUCAGCCGAAGGAUUUACGGUUAUAUUCGCUAAAGCUCGAGACGACAAAAAGACAAACGCAAGUGGUCGUGCCGCCUCACAACGCCGUGACAAUAACAAAUCUCAAGAUGAACCUACGAAGAAACGGUUCUGCUGUUUCUGAGAAACAACACAUCAUCAAGCAAAAGCUGAAUGUAAAACAUUUGUUAGAUAAAUGAAACAGUUUCAUAUUCACUUGGAAUCUGUAUAAAUUUAUCAUUACAGAGCUAAAAGCAGACGAAGUUUCGGUC
This is a messenger RNA of Arabidopsis thaliana (thale cress), 459 nucleotides long. RefSeq names its product RPM1-interacting protein 4 (RIN4) family protein. The transcript is spliced from 3 exons. Bases 111 to 332 code for a protein of 73 amino acids. The record is from RefSeq and is marked reviewed. NCBI's taxonomy places the organism in Eukaryota, Viridiplantae, Streptophyta, Magnoliopsida, Brassicales, Brassicaceae.